Molecule: messenger RNA, 741 nt
Organism: Trypanosoma rangeli
Lineage: Eukaryota; Euglenozoa; Kinetoplastea; Trypanosomatida; Trypanosomatidae
Exons: 1
Coding region: 1-741 (246 amino acids)
Source: RefSeq, a predicted model, not a curated record
AUGGCCGCACACGUGGUGCAACGCUUUCGUGAAUGCCAAAACCUUCUGGACUCGGUUGUGGCUAAUCUCAGUGCCGUUAGCAAUCUUACGUCGCAGCGGAUAGUCGUGGAGGAAGCCACACGCCGUAUUUCUUGUCCCUCACUUUCUUAUGGGGUCAGUGAUAAUGCGUUGCGCUGCUGUACGGAUCCACUUGGUAUACUUCUUGCCUUUCCCGAGUCCACCGUGGAGCUCAUUAUCGCUCAGCACACGGAAGAUGUAAGCACGCUUCUCCGUUCCCUCUCUAAUUCACAGCAGGCGUGGUGCAGUAAGCUGCAACAGGCGAAGGAGGCGUCUUUGCCGCGGAAGUCGCAGCAACAACAACAAGGAGCUUCGAUGAUGACUGCGGCUUCAGCUGCUGGAUUUCAAAUUGAGGAAAAAGAAAGCUCCAAAAAUAUACCACCGUACAGUUCGAAGAUGAUGCUUGGGAUGCAUGCUCUUUUAGCCGUUCUUGCGGAAAUGUAUGGAUGGUUGCAAGAACUUAUUCUUGCCCUCCGCGCCGAUUUGGCAAAUCCGCCACAAGCCGUGCAGCUUUCGCGCUGUUUGAGUGGAUCCUCUUUACAUACGGGGAGUGCCAGAUGCUCCAUCGCAAUCCUCUCGCUGGAAACGGCCCUCGAGCAGCUUCCAAGCAGCGUCAUGAAAGAAUGGGAAGCCUGCAAGGCGCGGCACAUGUUGGAUGAAGCACAGAUUUUGCUUGCGAGCUGA